AUGAGCGAGGAGGGGGCGGGCGGGGCCCGGCGGAGCGGCGGCGCCUUCCCCAGCCUGGAGCAGAUGGUGGCCGCCAGCCCCGGGAAGACGCCCAUCAGCCUCCUGCAGGAGUAUGGGACACGCUUAGGACGGACCCCCGGCUACGACCUGCUCAAGGCCGAGGGCCAGGCCCACCAGCCCAACUUCACCUUCCGCGUCACCCUCGGGGACAUCAGCUGCACCGGGCAGGGUCCCAGCAAGAAGGCGGCGAAGCACAAGGCGGCCGAGGUGGCCCUGAGGCUGCUCAGAGGGGGGGGGGCCAUGCUGGAGCCCCUGGAGCACAGCUCUCCUUUCCCCCCGGAGCCCCCGGCUGAGCCCGGUCCCGCCGCGCCCCCCCCAGCCCCCGCCGCGCCCCCCCCCUCGCCCAGGGGCCCCCCCCUGGAGAUGAAGACGCCGGUGUCCCCCCCCCAGUCCGAGUGUAACCCUGUGGGGGCUCUGCAGGAGCUGGUGGUGCAGAAGGGCUGGCGCCUGCCCGAGUACACGGUGACGCAGGAGUCGGGGCCGGCGCACCGCAAGGAGUUCACCAUGACGUGCCGCGUGGAGAGAUUCGUGGAGAUCGGCAGCGGCACCUCCAAGAAGCUGGCGAAGCGCAACGCAGCCGCCAAGAUGCUCGUGCGGAUCCACAACGUCCCCAUGGAGCCGCGGGACGGCAGCGAGGCCGAGGGCGAGGAGGACCAGUUCAACAUGACGUGCCCCCGGCUGGAGGGGCUGCGGGGCCGCGCCCCCGGCUGCACCUGGGACUCGCUGCGGAACUCGGCGGGCGAGAAGCUGGGCCAGCUGCGGAGCCGGGGGGGGCCCCCCGCGCCGGGGGGAGCCUGCGCCCUCCUGCAGGAGCUCUCGGAGGAGCAGAGCUUCGCCAUCAGCUACCUCGACAUCGAUGCCCUGAGCCUCAGCGGGCUGCACCAGUGCCUGGUGGAGCUGUCCACGCAGCCGACCACGGUGUGCCACGGGGCUGCCCCGUCCCGCGACGGCGCCCGCGCCCAGGCCGCCCGCAACGCCCUGCAGUACCUGCGCAUCAUGGCCGGGGGCAAGUGACCCCCCGCCCGGGCACCAGGAUGUGCCCCAGGACUCGCUGACCAAUGCUCGGACCUCUGGACACGGCCCCCACCCGCGGCCGCCCUGGAUGGUGGAUGGACAGACGGACCUCAGGGCCCCGGGUCUCCCUCUGGCCUGGCCCCCCCCCCCAUGCUGGGGAGUCCCCAGGUGCCAUCGGCCCCCCAGGAAUAAAUCUGGGGGGGUUUGUA
Messenger RNA from Corvus hawaiiensis (hawaiian crow), 1283 nucleotides. It is a transcript of the gene TARBP2, whose product is annotated as TARBP2 subunit of RISC loading complex. NCBI's taxonomy places the organism in Eukaryota, Metazoa, Chordata, Aves, Passeriformes, Corvidae. Gene Ontology annotation, molecular function: double-stranded RNA binding; siRNA binding; pre-miRNA binding. Bases 1 to 1074 code for a protein of 357 amino acids. The record is from RefSeq and is a predicted model, not a curated record. Gene Ontology annotation, biological process: regulation of viral transcription; regulation of siRNA processing; regulation of miRNA processing. The transcript is spliced from 9 exons. Gene Ontology annotation, cellular component: RISC-loading complex.